CAACAGUGCCUAAGGAUGCUCAUAUUUACUUAUCAAAGUGGAGUGACCUGAAAUUAAAUCUGCAUUACUCAUGUCUUUGGUAUAGUAGUAGAGAUCGCUUUGUGAUGCGUUAUUUCAAGCUUCGCCUUUUCAUACUAAUGGCUUACUGUUUAAGAAGCAAAUGUUACGACUAGCUUUGGAUGAGAGCACUUCUCUUACAGACCACUCCUACUCGACACUGAACACUGACACGAAGUCCUGGGGACAUCUCCUCAGUUAGCAGAGCCGCUAACACGCCUGCAUGGUCAUCAUCUAACAGGCUGCUAGCUAACACUGCUAACGGGGGGCGAGGCUGUUGCUCGCAAAAACGACAAGCUAACAGGUUAGUGUCUUUAACGGCGUGCAGACUUGUCCCAUGUUGUUAUUCCUAGAUGGAGCAGUUUUUAUUACUCACCUAAGUCUUCAGGAAAGAGCAGUGUACGUUUGAUGUCAGCCUCUCUCACACGUGUGUAUGUGUUUAGGUAGUUUCCGGAAACAGAAGCAGUCCUGAAGUCCCGCCUACUUCAGAAGGGUUUCAAGAGCCGGCCAAUCACGUUAGAGCAUAUGGGAGGUAGCCACGCCUUCGCUUAUUCUCCUCGCAGAGUAAAGAACAAGACUGGUUGGUGAGCAGUGUAGAUCAUGAAUCACACAUCCUCCUGAAAACACACAGAGGUGCAGACAAACUUGAAGAAUUACUUUCAUGUCACAUAGUUCUUUUGACCUGAAUUUCCCCUUAUGUUGUAAGAGUUAACAUGUAUUAUGUGCUUUCAGUGGUCAGGGUCAAAUUUAACACACUAUAACACAGAGUUAGACACCCCCUCGAGAGAUUAAUGUUGCCGACCGCUUCUCUUCUCUAGCUAUACCAACUUUGGUAACGACCGCAGGAUAGCAAUACACAGCGGUCUGAGGAGCCACAAACAAACCUCAACCAAAACGCCACUCUAUAGCCACAAAUAACGCUCAGAACAGCACCUAACUUCAUCAACAGUACAUAUAGGGUCCUAGCUAUAGUACUAGCCACCAAACAUCUUUUUAGCUUUGCCUGAUUUCUUUAACUCACCUACGCUCUUCCAGCAGCCACUUGUUUGUAGCGAGACCUCGGGCUAGGCAAUUACAGACCGCUGCGGGGUGACGCAGCUCAAGGAAGAACAUUUAUGGUCAUUACUUUAUCAUUUCCUUGAAGUAAUAAUCACCAUAUUAAUCAUUUUGCUCUGCAGACACGGUAGUUCUUUUGCCUUAGCAUCUCGGUCUGAUUAUAAAUGUUCUUCCUUGAGCUGCGUCACCCUGCUGUAGUUCGUAAUGGACUGACCCGAGGUCUUGCUACAAACAAAUGGCUGCUGAAUGAGAGCAGGUGAGUUGUGUUUAGUCUCUUUGCUAGAGAAAUUAGGCAAAAUUAAAAAGAUGUUUAAUGGCCAGUACUAUGGCUAGGACCCAAGAUGAACUGUUGAUGAAGUUAGGUGCUGUUCUGAGCAUUAUUUGUGGCUAUAGAGUGGUGUUUUGGUUCCUCCUCAGACCGCUGUGUAUUGCUAUCGUGCGGUCGUUACUAAAGUUGGUAUAACUAAUCUCUCGACGGGGUGUUUAACUCGAUGUUACGGUGUGUUUGACCCUAAUGUCACUGAUGUUUGGGGCACACAUUUGUUUUUGAGCGUGAUGGUGACUGAACUUGCUGGAUAAGCUCCUGCUGUGGGUCUGGAUGAACUCUUUGUUCAACUUUUCUAAAUGUCAUGAAACCCGAGGACCGGUUAUAAGAUUACAUACUAGAAAGGGUUAAUUCAAACAACUGCUGCAUUUGUUCCACUUUAUAAGAGUCAAAGUUUAGCUUUAAUAUGUUGCUGUGAACACUCAGGCCAAACAUGAGGAAUAAUAUUCUUUUAUUUUUGAUGAUUUAAGAGGUGCUUUCAAACAGGAAAAAUGUGAUUAUCCUACAUUCUUUGCUCUUAUAACGUGACAUGUUGAUUAUUGUUGGUGUACUUUGAUCAAAGUAAGGUUAUGAAAAUGACAAAAAGCAAACAUAUCUAAUUCUUGUUAUGGUUUAUCUGAAGGAAACUGUUAUUUAGGGAAAAGAAAGGAAAAGAAAGGCUGUAGGAAAAAGUCAGUGAUAGUCAAUACAACUUGAUGUCCAUAGAUGAGGCAUUUUAUCACUUUUAACAAUCUGUGCACCACCCUCAUACAUGUAUCCAUAGUCUACUUUUCUCUCUCUCAUUCAGCUUUCUGUCUCUCUGCAUCUCUAUUUCAGUCCCUCUUCGGCCUGACCACAUAAUGACAGACCUGCUGUAUAUGAAAGGACCCUGCCCAUGCGUCCUUUCCCGGCCACCUCCCUUUUCACAGGCCUUUAUAAGCCUCUCACACAGGCAGGUGGGGGCACCACUUUCUGAAGAGGAAUAGUGACUGGCAUCUUGAAGGCUAUCUCGCGGGCAACAACCUCGUUCUAACAGCUGACCAUGGAUAACCAUUCGUACAACUUCCCCUCGGACUGCACCCCUCUCACCAACUGUAAGUCUGCCCGUAAACCUGCUGGAUCCACCGUGGUGAACAUGGGCAACGUUGGCAAGAAUCCUCCCCGGGACUAUUUGGUCUGGUCACUGUGCAACACCCUGUAUGUUAACUUCUGCUGCCUGGGAUUCAUGGCGCUUGUCUACUCCAUCAAGGUCAGACAUUUUGCUCACUUUUGUAAUUCAAAAUGAAAGUUCAACAAAUCCAAGAAACAACUGAUGUGUUUAAAACACACACAAAAGAAUUAAAAAGAUGAGAUUUUACACUGUGUAUUAACCAUGUCUUUAUAAAUGAUUUUAAAUAAUGUUUUUCAGCAUUGAUCAUUAUUUACAACUAAAGAUUUCUUAUGUUUACAAAUAAUGAUUGAAUGUCGUUUUGGCGAACACAAAAUGAAGACACUGUAAUAAAGAUACCAAGGAAACAAACAGAGGUAAAUUAUAAUAAGUAAGAAGGAAGUUAAAAUAAUACAAUAUAACAUUAGAGUUUUACAAUGCCAGUCUUGUGCAAACUGAACCAUCCAAAUGCCAUGAUAAUUAAAGGUUGCAGAAAAAGGCAAGUGGGCCAAACAGGCAACAAGUUGGCUCGCAGUAACGUCUCAAAGAAAUUUAACUUUUGGUAUUGCCACAUUUUGACCGUGGGAUUCAAGAAAUGUUUCAGGGUAUUGUGUGUUGUAUGAAGUAAAUGUCCUUUGGGGGAGGUUUUAGUUCUAAAAUGGAGAGGGCAUUGUAUUUAAAUCAUUGUGGUGUCUGUUAUUGUCCCUGAUCAGAUGGCAAACGCUGCAGAAAGUUGGUGCGCCUUUUACCGCAGGAAUGAGGCUGUGCAGAAACAGGAACCCAAACAAAACAAAACCUGUCUCAUUUAACGGCAACUUAAAGAUCCUUGAAAAAUAUUGUUUGCAGGAUCGGUCUUGCUGUGUACCUACCUGAACAAGAAAAAAAAAAUGUUACCGCAAAAAGGGCGUGCAUGUGCUUUAUUUUAGUCUUUUUCAAAUCUUUCAUCUGCCUGUGCAGGGCGCAGCUCUGAAUCACAGGCUCAGUAUUGGCUCUGCGCUCAAAAUUAAAGACAGUGACUGGCUGCUCGUCUAGGGAGUUAAAAACAGUAUAAUUGGCAUCCUCCUAAUGGGCGAGUACUCAUGGGAAAUUAGAGAGUGCUGGGGAAAGACUCAGCCUGAUUCAUUCCAAAAUACACAGAUAGAAGUUGCUCAAGGAUUUCGCAGCGCUUAGCCCUCCCACAACCUUGAGUCUGUACUCGGUGAGGAAAAAGUGGGAGUUACAGGACAAGGAAAGACCAUGUUUAAACAAACAUAUUAUGAGACUUUACAGAAGCUCUCCCACUGUCACUAGGUACACCGUAGCUCCACUUAAUUUGGGUAAAAUAAUGCAAGUGUGUUUGUGUGUCUGUGUAGGCCAGGGAUCAGAAGACUCAGGGCAACCUGCAGCUGGCCCAGGAGUGCUCAGAUAAAGCCAAGUGGUACAACAUCCUAGCAGCCGGCUGGAACCUGCUGAUCCCUCUCCUGGCCGUCGUCCUGCUCGUCCUCCUGUUGGUUCACCUGGGGACGUCCCAGGGCUCCUUCGACUUCCUUGGAGAAGACGGCUUUCAAAACUUCAUGAAACUGUUCAGCUGGUAG
This is a messenger RNA of Xyrichtys novacula (pearly razorfish), 4138 nucleotides long. The record is from the annotation of a GenBank genome assembly. Lineage: Eukaryota; Metazoa; Chordata; Actinopteri; Labriformes; Labridae.